AUUACGUCGUUGCCCACCCUCUAUAGUAUGAACUUAAUCAGUAAUUUGUAAUGGUAAUAUAAUUGUAUAUUUAAUAUCAGGGAAAAUACUAUUAACCAAUAAUGUUGUAACAUGUCCUGUCAAAAUUGUAUGUGUUGGCUAAGUAACUAAAGUAACUAAAGGGGCUAAAUAUUUCUCACAGCACUGUGUGGUUCAUACAGUAUAGCUCUAUAUCCUACAGUCAGUGACAGAACUGACGGAACCCCAGAGCCUGCUGUUCUAUAGUGAUGUCAUACUGAUGAUGUCACAGAGCCCCAUAGAAAGGGGUGGAGUCUCACUCAUAGAUUAAAGCUAGGUUCGCUAGUUAUAACUUAUAAAUUAAAGCUAGGUUAGCUAGUUAUUUAUAACAUAAAUUAAAGCUAGGUUAGCUAGUUAUAACUUAUAAUACACCACACUUAGCUAAAGGCCAAGCUCAAGCCCAUUAAUUCCCGCAAUUUUCUCAAAAUAACGCUUAUUUUAUGUUUAUUUUAUGGCUGAAAGGAAUCUUGCACUUGCUUUUCGCUUGGUCCAUUUGUUUUGGAUGUGUGUCCUAAAACAUGGUGGGCGCUACUCUGCAUACAACGCACCAUUACGUCGUUGCCCACCCUCUUUAAGUAUAUAAGCAAUAACUUAAUCGGUAAUUUGUAAUGGCAAUAUAAUGGUAUAUUUAAUAUCAGGGAAAAUACUUUUAACCAAUAAUGUUGUUACAUGUCCUGUCAAAAUUUUAUGUCUUGGUUAAGUAACUAAAGGGGUUUAAUAUUUCUCACAGCACUGUGUGGUUCAUACUGUACAGCUCUAUAUCCUACAGUCAGUGACAGAACUGACGGAACCCCAGAGCCUGCUGUUCUAUAGUGAUGUCAUACUGAUGAUGUCAUAGAAGCCUAUGGGCUUCUAUGACAUCAUCAGUAUGACAUCACUAAAGGGGUGGGGUCUCACUCAUUGGCUCAGUUUAGGAUUCGACAGUGUGUGAGACGCAUUCUUACGACAUUCUCGUCAGUGCUAACGUCAUUUAAGUCUUUAAGACAACUGAAGAGUUACAGGUUCUACAUUACUGCUUUUUUCACACAGGACAAGGCUAAAAAUGAAUACCCCGGGAGUGCUGAAGAGUUUAGGAUACGAGUUGGUGGAUUUCCUCGGUAAAGGGAGUUAUGGUGAGGUUAAACUCGCCAACUCUAAAAGGCACCAGAAGAAGGUGGCCAUCAAAAUAAUGCACCGAAGACUUUCGCCAGGUUUUUUUGUGCAUAAGCUUUUGCCACGGGAACUACUCAUCCUGAAAACAGCACGGCACCCACACAUCCCCCAGGUGCACGAGAUCUUUGAGAUGCCCAACGGUCAGGUGUUCGUGGUGAUGGAGGCCGCCGCAACCACUCUGCUGGACAAGAUCCGGGAUCUCGGCAGUGUUCCUAUUGGCCAAGCGAAAAUCUGGUUCUCGCAGCUCCUCAGCGCUGUGGAGUAUCUGCACCAGCAGGACAUUGUGCAUCGGGAUCUGAAAUGCAAAAAUAUCCUGCUGACGGAGAACAACCAGAUUAAAUUGGCCGAUUUUGGAUUAGCGCGAUUUUUUAAAGGCCCCGACCUAAGCGAGACGUUUUUCUGCACCCCUGAGUGUGCUCCGCCGGAGGUUCUUGAGGAAACGCCAUACGAUGCUAAAAAGAGCGACGUAUGGAGCCUGGGCGUCAUCUUCUACGCCAUGGUCACCGGAACCAUGCCCUUCAAAGGAAUCUCCUUGAGGGCUCUUGUAAAAGCCCAGAAGAAACCAUUAGCGUUUCCAAAUUGGAUCUCGGUGGACGAGAGCUGCAAGAACUUCAUAGAGUAUAUGCUGCAGCUCGACCCGUCCGCUCGGCCUACAGUGACAGAAGUGGCUAAUCACCCUUGGCUGCAGACCAAUCAAGAAUGGUGUCUGGAAAACAAGUCUGAAACUUCAGAUGAAGAUUUGGAGGAAGAGGACGAGCAGAUAUAUUGCAUACUGCACAGAUCCAGCUGUCUUCCCUCCUCCACAGAAGAAUGUAGUGGUCCGAUCAUGAUUUAUCCUUUAAAGGAUAGCAGCGGAGAGGAUGAGGCUGAUGAUGAUGAAGAGGAUGACGAAGAAGAUGAUGAAGAUGAUCAGGAUGGAGGAACGAUUAGCAGCGAUAGUUCCUCAAGUGAUGGUGAAGAGAUUAUCUCUGCACCAGAGGAAGAAGAGGUUGCAGAGGAGGAGGAGGAGCAUGGCUGCCUUAAGUUCAGCCCAAUUCGUUCAGCGGCUAAACGAGUUGCGGCACCGAUCCUCAGAGCUUCUCGGACUCUUCAUGAGCGGAUGAGGAAGAUAUUUAAGAUCAAAUCUACGGCACACUCCUCCUCCUCUACACCGGAGACAUCUUCAGACGUCUCGGAUCAGUCUGGGCUGGAGAUGAAACCCAUUGAAAGCCAGAAAACCAAGAGGCAGCGGUUCCCCAAAUUUAAGAUCCCGAAGAAGAUAAAAACGGUUCUACCACUGUAGACAUAUGCAGCACGGUCUGCGGACAUUACGAUCCCAAAGGAGACAAGAAAAAUGUAUCACCCGUUGUAGUCGUCCAGAGCAGCUCCGGGUGAUGAUAGCCAACUGGAUUUAUACAUUUUUUUAGUCAUUAAGUUGGCUUGGAAAAGCUUAGAAAUGAACGCCCAUGUACGUCACAAGUUUUUGACCAGAGGAGGAUGGGUCCCCCCUGUGAGUGCGGUUCCUCUCAAGGUUUCUUCCUCCAGGAGGGAGUUUUUCCUUGCCACUGUCGCCUUUGGCUUACUCACUGGGGGUUCUGUGUUGUAUAACCGUCUUCAAAUGAUAUAUUUUUGGACAUUUCUUGUCAUUAAAUAAAAAUACCUAAAAAUA
Astyanax mexicanus (Mexican tetra) is the source of this 2857-nucleotide messenger RNA. RefSeq names its product testis-specific serine/threonine-protein kinase 6. Bases 1100 to 2491 code for a protein of 463 amino acids. Gene Ontology annotation, molecular function: ATP binding; protein serine/threonine kinase activity; tau-protein kinase activity. Gene Ontology annotation, cellular component: cytoplasm. The transcript has 5 exons. Gene Ontology annotation, biological process: protein phosphorylation; intracellular signal transduction; microtubule cytoskeleton organization. Lineage: Eukaryota; Metazoa; Chordata; Actinopteri; Characiformes; Acestrorhamphidae. The record is from RefSeq and is a predicted model, not a curated record.